Messenger RNA from Paramecium tetraurelia, 903 nucleotides. RefSeq lists its product as uncharacterized. Gene Ontology annotation, molecular function: protein binding. The record is from RefSeq and is a predicted model, not a curated record. Lineage: Eukaryota; Ciliophora; Oligohymenophorea; Peniculida; Parameciidae. The transcript has 6 exons.
AUGCAAGAGUAAAACGAUAGCGAAAACGAGUAAGUGGACAUAAAGGAGACUGAAUUAUUGGCUCUCAAGGACAAAGAGUUCCAAAUCGAUUUGGCUCUCAUUCUCAAAACCAGCAUCGAUCAGAACUUCAUUGACAUUAUGACCGAGGAUCAGAAAACCAAUGAAUUGAUGUCUCUCAAGACUAUACACUUAGAAUUUCUGAACAUAAGGAAGAUCGAAAACCUUGAAUUGUUCGACAAGCUGUAAAUCCUCUUCCUCCAAAAUAAUAAAAUCAGCGAGAUAGAGAAUCUAGACACCUUAAUCAAUUUGGAGUAUUUGAGUUUGAAGAAUAAUUAAAUCUCAGUUUUGAAAGGAUUGAAAAAUAGCAGGAAACUAGCCUUACUAGAUGUGUCUGAAAACUAGAUCAAUUCCAUAAUCUUUGAUUAGGUGCCGCAGAUGAUAGAAAUUUUGAAUAUCAGCAACAACCCAAUCGAAACUAAUGUGGACAUCAGAAAAUCAAUAUUAUGUCAUUUGAAAUUGAUCGAUGAGAUCGACUCUGUAAAGAUUGAUCAGAAUGAACGCUUUUAAGCCUUGGGAAUUUUUCCAAAGGAAUUAGAAAGCUAUUAAAAAAAAUUGACUUAGAGGAAGAUGAAGAAAAUAAUGAAAUUCAAGAAAUUGGAAGAAGUCUUGGAUGUCGAUAAGGUGGAAGUCAAGGAAGACGAAUUAGUUGAAGAAGAUGACCAUCUCACAGAGAAGACAAUCUAUGACAUACAUAAUUUAACUGAAACUUUGAUCACUAAGGCUUAAUAGAGCAAUAUUGAGAAGUUGUAUUAGGUGCAGCAAGAGUUGUUGGAGUACUAAAAAUUGCAUUAAGAAAUAAGGAAUAAAAUAUAUGAAGAGUAAAUAUAAAAAUAAUAAAUAUGA